AUGAAGGAAAACAGCUCCAGCGUCUCGGGUUCACCUCAAGAAUACGAAAAUGCUUCAGGUCUCGAAGAGUUGGAUAAGAGCCAACCUGAAUCUGCAACUUCCAGACUUUUACGAAGCGUCUCACAGUAUACAGCAUACUCUGUUGCCUCUGGCCAGGCUGCUAGAGAUACGCAAGAGGAGGAAGAACAUCAUGAAGGAGUUGCUGAUCCUCCUCCGGCUCCAAAGUUUGGAUUUUGGGCCUCGGAGAACAGUGACCUGAGGAAGACUGCAUUCAAACAAUGGGGCUUUACUAUUCUUUUGUUAUCGGCCUAUGUAUUGGCGGUUUUCUCUAUCUACUGGGGUUCUAUGUAUAAUAGAUACGACAGGUUGAUAAACUUGAAAGUGCUUGUUGUGGUAGAAGACGAUGAGAGCGGUGUCAUUAGCAGUUCGUUGCUUAGAGCCAUCAACUCUUCAUCGGUCAAUAGAUUAGCCGGGUGGACUGUCAAGAAGUAUAUGCCACCUGAAGAGGUUGUGAAGUUGGUUCAUACCGAAAAGUACUGGGGUUCUAUCUAUGUCUCCAGCAACAAUGCCUCCACCGAGCUUGUUUCAGCUUUGCAAAAUAACAGCACCCUCAACGACACUGGCUUAGUUGUCUCUUACUACGAGACCGCCAGGGACAUGAUUGCAGUGGCUAGUUACGUCAAGCCUGCAUUGUUGGAAGCGGGAGGUAUCUACGGAAACAUCAUGCAAACACAGAUUUAUCCUCAACUUGUUGCCAAUCUAUCCUCUGAUCAGUUUGGAGCACUUCAAAUGAACCCUCUUCUCACCAACACUCCAAACUUCGAAUACGUGGAUGGCAAUCCUGUGAUAAGCUCGAUGAUGCUUGCUCCGCUUCAGGUCGGUCUAAUCUAUAUCAUCAUCUUGUCAUUUUUCCAGAUCCUUUGGUUUAUUAAAUUGAACGGUGAAUUGGCUCAGAGAGUCAAGCCAGUUAGCUACAUUAUUACACGUCUGUUGAUGAGUCAGGCAAACUUUUUAAUCUUGUCACUUGCGUACACUUGUCUUAAUAAGGCGUUCCAAAUAGAUCUGAACAGAGCUUGGAAAGGAGGGUUCGGUGUUAUGUGGAUGGUUUCAUAUCUUCUCAUGGCAGCAGUUGGUGGUGCCAACGAGAAUGUAAGUAUGGUUACAGCUGCCACUCUACCGCCUGCAACUGGUUUCUGGAUUUUGUUCUUUGUUAUCAUCAACAUUUCGGCAACUUUUGCUCCCAUCGAGUUGUGUCCUCAGGUUUUUAGAUUCACCUAUGCUAUGCCAAUCAAAAAUGGUUACGAGAUAAUGAAGGUUGUUCUUAUGGACACCUACAGAGGCAAUCUUGGUCGGAACUUUGGCGUUUUGGUUGCAUGGCUCGUUCUUAACUCAAUAUUGCAGCCGUUCUGUAUGCUGUUUUUCGCAUACAUGACUAAGCGGAGAUUAGAGAAGCAGGGAUUGGCAAAUAUCGCUGCUGAUAAAAAGGCUGAAGCUGAGAGAGAGCUUAAAGUAAAUGAGAAAUGA
Messenger RNA from Brettanomyces nanus, 1524 nucleotides. RefSeq lists its product as uncharacterized. The record is from RefSeq and is a predicted model, not a curated record. Lineage: Eukaryota; Fungi; Ascomycota; Pichiomycetes; Pichiales; Pichiaceae. Bases 1 to 1524 code for a protein of 507 amino acids. Gene Ontology annotation, cellular component: membrane. The transcript has a single exon.